AUGGAACCAACGGGAAAAACUGUCGAGGUCUUUGGGUCCGCCCCAUUGCUGGACGAAGGGAAGGGUAGCAUGUCCCAACCAGGAGACAACAAACCGUACUACACCACAGCCACGACCACAUAUCGAAAAUACAUUUGGAAGAAUGCCUACAAGUUCAUCCGCUUCCUCAUAAUCUUCGGCUUUGUCGGUAUCAUACUGGCCAUCCCGGUGAUUGUAAUUGGCAACAAAGACAUCAUCAAGAAGGAAGAUGCCCUCGACGACGAACAGUUCUUCGCGCAGAGGUCUGAAAAGACAGUCUACUACAUCUUCGUGUGGCUUCUGGUCACUUGGGUCUGCUUCGCCAUUACGUAUAUCUUUGCGAGUGCCUUGCCGUACAUCUUCAGGCUGGUGGCACGUUAUGUGAACCCGGCACAUAUGCGCUAUUGGCGCAUCAUCAGGACAUUGCGACGCCCUAUCUGCAUCUUUGUCACCAUCUGCUGCUCCUAUAUUGCGUACAUUAUUACUGUCUGGGUAGAUCGUCUUGAGCUUGCCAUGAUCUACGAUCUUCCCGAAGGCGAUGUCGGCUGGGUUGACCUAAUCGACGACUUCCUCGAGCAGGGCACCCUCUGGGCUGGCUUUUACUUUGUCUGGAAGAUCGUCAUGCUCUACAUCACCAUCCACUUCCACAGCCGCUCGGACCACACCAAGAUCGCCCACUCCAAGGAUAUGCACAACGCUCUCAUGGCGCUCUACGAGGCCUCGAUAUACCUCUACCCCGUUGGCACCCCCGAGUUCACCGAGGAGGACAUGAUGAUCAGCAACGCUACCAUGGCUGGACACGGCGAGCAUCGCAUUCGUGCCACUCGUUAUCUUGCCCGACUCGGGGUGGACUCGUAUGGCAUCACCUCCUUCUUCGGCAACUUCCUCUCGAGCGACCCCAAGUCCCACUGGCUCCAUCCUUCCUCGAGCUACGCCACUGUCGAGCGCGCUAUUGCGAACCCAAAGUCUGCUGCCGCAUUGGCACGUCGCAUCUGGAUGUCCAUGGUUUCUGUGGGCAAGACGACCCUCACCGCCGAGGACAUCGCCGAGGUUCUCGGCCCCUUCCGCAAGGAAGAAGCCGAAAGAUACUUCAAGGUCCUCGACGAAGCCGAAAUUGGCGACCUCAGACUGGAAGAAAUGGAGUGGACCGUCGCCGAAGCCGGCCGCAUCCGCCAAAACAUCUACAAGAGCAUGCACAACGCAGACCACUGCAUCAACACCUUCGACUGGGUCAUGCUCGCCGCCCUCGCCGCCAUAAUGGUCUACUUCAUCCUCAUCUUCUGGGUCCCCUCCCUGAAAUCAAUCCAAGAAACCGUCAAAUUCCUCGGCUUCGGCCUCACCUUCGCCGUCGGCCGAACCAUCCACCACUUCCUCGCAGGCUGCAUCUUCAUCCUCUUCGACCACCCCUACGACAUAGGCGACAGAGUCGAGCUCUGGUCCGGCCAGCAAAAACAAUCCGUCUCCUUGAUCGUCGUUAGAACCUCACUCCUCUACACAGUCUUCAAACGCGUCGACAACUGGAUGGAACUCCAAGCAGGCAACGAAUGGCUCCAGCAGUGCCGCAUCGAGAACGUCACCCGCUCCGGGUCGAACCGUCAAGCGGUAAGUUUCAAUAUUGACGUCAAGACCUCGUUCAAAGACCUCCAGUAUCUCAAGUCGGAGCUUGAGGCUUUCCUCAAGCAUCCAGACAAUAAGAGGGACUACCUCCCCAACCUCGCCCUCGCGAUUGUUGGGCUGGGGGAGAUGAACAUGCUUGAGAUGCGCUGCAUCGUUACGCACAGGUCGAACUGGUCUAAUGAACCGUUGCGCGCGGCGAGGAGUAUGAAGUUCAUGUGUGCUUUGGUCGCUAUCACGAGGCAGAUCCCGCUUGGUAGACCUGAUCAGGGGACGAUAGGGAGGGACUUUAACCCUGCCCACUAUGUCAUGAUGACGCCUGAGGAGGCUAAAAUGAAUGUUGAGAGUGUCAAGCAACAGGCGGAGGCUGACCGGUGGGAUUUCAAGAGUGGCGGUAGCAGUGGUGAUGAGCCUGUUAUUGAUCUGAGAGGUGUGUCGAGAGAUGGGGAUCUGAGCGAUGACGAGAUAAUCAGGAGGGCGAUGGAGGAUGCAGAGAAGAAGAGGGUUGAGACGGCGAGGAAGGGAGCUGAAGAGUUGGCUGCGAGGCAGGCGCUUGGGAAGCUGCCGCCUUUGCCGAGGGUUGGUCCUCCCCCGAGAGUGACGGGUGGAAGCCCGCCACCGAAAACUGGGAUGACCUCUGGGUUUGAUCCAGCAGGUGCUCAGGGUAGUGGGGGGCUGAGAAGUGUGCCACAUUAUAGGGUCUAG
This is a messenger RNA of Podospora anserina S mat+, 2337 nucleotides long. RefSeq lists its product as uncharacterized. The coding region runs from base 1 to 2337 and encodes 778 amino acids. The transcript is spliced from 2 exons. The record is from RefSeq and is a predicted model, not a curated record. Gene Ontology annotation, molecular function: calcium channel activity. NCBI's taxonomy places the organism in Eukaryota, Fungi, Ascomycota, Sordariomycetes, Sordariales, Podosporaceae. Gene Ontology annotation, biological process: calcium ion transmembrane transport; intracellular calcium ion homeostasis.